This is a messenger RNA of Funneliformis mosseae, 394 nucleotides long. Lineage: Eukaryota; Fungi; Glomeromycota; Glomeromycetes; Glomerales; Glomeraceae. The record is from the annotation of a GenBank genome assembly.
UUAUGCGGAAUUAUUGGAAGUAAUUUUAGCAAAAGAGUAUGGUCAUACAAAGGUUUUUAGGAAAAUUAAUUUUCCGUUUUCAGAAAAACAACAGGCAGAAAAGAUUUUAUUCGAAGCUUUGAAUAUUAUUGUAACUGAGGGUGGUGAACAAGCCUCAAAAGUUCUUUACAUACUUGACAAAUUUGAUGCACACAUCAAUUCCAACGAUGUUAAAAGCUUUUGGGAAGAUGUCCGAUUGCAAAAUGUACAAGUUAAAACUCGUAGUAAUCAAUUGAUAUUAACUGGAAAAAAAAGGGGAGUACACUGCACUAUUCACUUCAAAAUGAUGAUAUUUUCAUUUACAUUUUUCUUUAUGGAAAAGCCAGAAACAACAUUUCAUACAAGUCGAAUCUAA